AUGAACAGUUUGAGCGAAUCCUACGACCCUACGCGUCAAUUGCCGCAUUUAGAAGUUAAGAAGGAAGCGGCGCAGCUGAAUGCCAAUGCCGACAUGACAACGCCAAGAAUGGACAACAAAAGCGCCGGCCCGCUGCGUGUGCCUGGCUUCACAGACCUUCCUCUGGAUAAGGAGCUCCCCAUCUCACACCGCUUUGCGCACGGCUUCAAGGAGUGGAAGCAAGUGCCCGCAAUCACCCAGCGCGAGUUCGCUAUGGUCGCUGUGAUGAACAAGGUGACCGACAAGCCGGGUUGGCAUGUUGACAUCUUCAGCCAGGAUGUGGUGGAUCGCUGGCGCAAUGAAUUUCUUUCCUCGACACCCCUUAUGAGCGAGCUGCGCGACAAGGCAGCUUACUUCAACGAGAAGCGUCACUUUCGCGUGCCGGACACUGGCUCGUGCGUUUACAAGUCGGAUGCACUGGCGAGCCCUGAGCUCUAUACCAACUUUCAGUUAGGAGUGCAGUCCGUGCUUGCGCAGCGUAAAGAAGUCGGAAGCGACGGUGUCGCUACAUAUGCCAACUCGCUACUAUAUCCGCUGGUUUGGGGGAAAAGCCGGAUUCUGGCUCACGGGGGCCAGGUCACACGCCAAGGCGAUAUCGCGAGCAGUCCGGAUUAUACAGUAGAGACGGCACUACGGUACGGCGACAAAAGAACCCGUUCAGAUACGGUGCAAGAGCGUAUGGAUACCGAGAUACCUCAGCCCUGGCGAUAUAUUUUUACAGAUGAGGAUAUCGGAAACCUCAGCGUGUACCUCUUGUCCUACAAAUACUAG
Messenger RNA from Lasiosphaeria miniovina, 810 nucleotides. RefSeq lists its product as uncharacterized. The record is from RefSeq and is a predicted model, not a curated record. Bases 1 to 810 code for a protein of 269 amino acids. NCBI's taxonomy places the organism in Eukaryota, Fungi, Ascomycota, Sordariomycetes, Sordariales, Lasiosphaeriaceae. The transcript has 3 exons.